Molecule: messenger RNA, 606 nt
Organism: Papaver somniferum (opium poppy)
Lineage: Eukaryota; Viridiplantae; Streptophyta; Magnoliopsida; Ranunculales; Papaveraceae
Exons: 1
Coding region: 1-606 (201 amino acids)
Source: RefSeq, a predicted model, not a curated record
AUGGGUUUAUGUUUUUCAUCAUCAUCAAUUGAUUAUUCAGAAAAUCAAGCAUCAUCAUCAGCGAAAGUGAUAUCAUUGAAUGGGAAUCUAACACAAUAUUCAGCUCCUGUAAGAGUAUCUCACGUCUUAAAUCAAUUAGAUUCGUCGAAUUCAUGUAUACUAUGUAAUUCGGAUCAUUUGCUCUACGACGAUUAUGUAAAAGCUUUGGGUUCUGAGGAAGAGAUUCAAUUAGGUCAGAUUUAUUUCGUACUUGAAAAGAGUCGGUUGAAAUAUCGAUUAACAGCAUCGGAUAUGGCUGCUUUAGCUGUCAAAGCAAGUUCUGCGUUCAUGAAGAGUUCAUCUACGAAGAAAGGUCGUCGAAGCGGAGGAAGAAAGAAAUUGAGGAUUUCUCCUGUUUUUGAAGUUCAUAGUAAUAAUUAUUAUGAGGCUGAUAAUGGGUUUGAGUCCAAUUUGAAGAGAUUUGAUGAUAAACCAAUGACGGUUGAGAUGAAAAGAUCUGGGUCUGUCAGGAAAUUACACAAAAGUGCUUCAAGACGAGCUAAGAUUGCUAUUAGAUCUUUUAGAAUGAGAUUAAAUACCAUUUAUGAAGGUCAUGUAGUUGAGUAA